CUUCUUCCGUAUGCCCCCACAAAACAACGUUGAACGUUCUUGCGUCGGAGAAUUUAAGGUGUGUGCAGCAAGUCGAGGUCCAUCGGAGGCCAAUGAAUUUGGUCGGUCUCGGAUGAGAAGCUCGAAAUGGGGGCGCCGUCUUCCUCCAUUUCCAGAGCUCUCGCGAGCAAGCUCCGCCGCGGAGGAGCCGCCUCCGCCGCCGCCGCCCCUUCUCUCCGCUGCCAGCACUCCGUCCUCCGAUCGCCGCCGCCGCCGUCUCGCUUCUUCGCCUCCUCCUCCGCCGUUGCCGACUCUGCUUCUCAGGCUCGAGGUAAAGAGAAUGGGUCGAGGUGGUCCAACUGGCUGCUUUUCGUUCCGGGAGCUAUGGCGUUUGGCCUUGGGACUUGGCAGAUUUUCAGGAGACGGGACAAGAUUAACAUGCUGGAAUAUAGACAGAGGAGAUUGGAUAUGGAACCUAUGAAACUUAAGGACGUAUCUCCUAGCAACAAGGACCUGCAAUCUUUGGAGUUUAGGAGGGUUUUCGGCAAAGGAGUUUUUGAUGACAAAAGAUCAAUAUUUGUGGGACCACGUUCCCGAAGCAUUUCGGGAGUGACCGAGAAUGGGUACUAUCUAAUCACUCCCCUUAUGCAAAUUUCAGAUGACCCCGAAAGUGUAAAGUUUCCAGUUCUGGUUAAUAGAGGAUGGGUACCCCGAAGUUGGAGAGACAAGUUCCUUGGAACUUUGGAUGAUGCUGGAAAGCCUACAGAUGCAUCAGAAACCUCUGUGCAAAAGAGUGAAGAAAAAUCUUGGUGGAAACUCUGGUCUAAGAAGCCUAAAAAUGUUGAGGAACAUGUUGCUACUGUUGCAUCGGUAGAGGUUCUAGGAGUCAUUCGCGGGAGCGAGAAGCCCAGUAUUUUUGUUCCUGCAAACGAUCCAGCGUCUUCCCAGUGGUUUUAUGUUGACACUGCGGCCAUUGCUCAUACUUCUAAGCUCCCUGCUGAUACUCUCUACAUCGAAGAUAUUAAUGAAAUGGUGAAUCCAAGCAAUCCGUAUCCUGUACCAAAGGAUGUCAACACCUUGAUUCGCAGUUCAGUGAUGCCACAGGACCACCUAAAUUAUACUUUGACAUGGUAUUCUCUGUCUGCCGCAGUUACGUUCAUGGCCUUCAAGAGACUUAGGCAAAAGAAAAGUUGGAGAUAGCAAUCCUUUUGUGAUGAUUAAUCUUAGAUGAAUCUGGGGUCCAACAACUUUCUAGAGAUUAAGUACAGAAGUACGAAAUCUCCAUGUGCUUACUAACUUACCUGUAUCAUGGCAGAUUUAACAUGAAGAGAGGACUGUAUAACAUUUUUCCCAAAUUCAAUCGACCAAGCAGUUUGACCUGAAGCUGGUUAGCAGUGCAGUUCACUAUUGGAAGAGUUUGUUUCUCAUUUGUUUUUCAAAAUAAUGUAAAGAAAAGCUCUUGCUCUGAAAACUGAUUGGGUAGGGAGUUUGUUGCUGGAUGUAUUAUUCAAAUGUGCUGAAAGUGAUUUUUUCAUUGUUAAAUUGUUAUGCUACUAUAUUUUUUCAUCUUAUUGCGACUAGUUUUUGUUUAA
Messenger RNA from Syzygium oleosum, 1571 nucleotides. RefSeq names its product surfeit locus protein 1. Lineage: Eukaryota; Viridiplantae; Streptophyta; Magnoliopsida; Myrtales; Myrtaceae. Bases 127 to 1179 code for a protein of 350 amino acids. Gene Ontology annotation, cellular component: membrane. The record is from RefSeq and is a predicted model, not a curated record. The transcript is spliced from 7 exons.